Molecule: messenger RNA, 2434 nt
Organism: Zychaea mexicana
Lineage: Eukaryota; Fungi; Mucoromycota; Mucoromycetes; Mucorales; Lichtheimiaceae
Exons: 4
Coding region: 271-2112 (613 amino acids)
Molecular function (GO): protein binding; phosphatidylinositol binding
Source: RefSeq, a predicted model, not a curated record
UUUUAGCUUGGCAAGCUUUGACCUACCACACUCUAAACCUUUGCGUAACUCGAGCUCACCACAAAAAAAAAAGGUUUACGCUCUUUCUUUAAUUUUUUUUGCGGCUGCUUUCCCUCUUUCCUCUGCUGCUCUUUUCUCUGUUCCAUACUACUUUUUCAUUCCACCGACCGAAACAAGCACAUACACACCCGCCAAAGAAGGGCCCUUUCCUUUACAUUCUCGGAUCUUCUUUUCUUCUUUUGGGGAAGAGGAAACCUACACUUUUUCAUAAUGCUGCAUCAUUCAAAAGAUAAAGUCAAACCUCCACGCAACUUACGAUCCGCUCGACGUUCCCUUGUCAAAAACAAGAUUUCAACCCCUCUCAGCUUCCCCACGACCUUCCAUUCUUCCAUAACUGCACCGAAAAAGAUCAUCAAGGCCCUCUACGAUUAUCAGGCACAGGGUCCACAUGAGCUUUCUUUCAAACAAGGCGACUUUUUUCACGUUACUGCUCGAGAAAACGACGACCAGUGGUUUGAGGCAUGCAAUCCAGCAACGAAUUUAAAGGGUAUCGUCCCUGUCAGCUAUUUUCAGGUCUUGGACAAAUCCGAACGGAAUUUGACAGUCGCUCAACCACAGCAACCACAAAAAGCCGAUUCGGGAUUCAUUGACCAUGAAUCACCACUUGCUAACGAAGCUGUGAAUAUUCAACCUGGCGCGAAAAAGAUGCAACCAUUGUACGGUGUUGUGUUAUAUGACUUUCAAGCAGAACGAUCCGACGAAUUGGACGCAAAAGCGGGCGAACCGAUCAUUGUGAUUGCCCAAUCGAAUCAAGAAUGGUUUGUUGCAAAACCCAUUGGCCGUCUAGGCGGACCUGGCCUGAUUCCGGUAUCCUUUGUCGAAGUACGAGACGCAGUUACAGGAAAACCCAUCACCAAUGUCGCUGACAUGAUGCAUAACACAUCAACACCGAUACCGCGCGUGGAAGAAUGGAAGAAAAUGACACAAGGAUACGAAGCAUCUAGCAUUUCUUUGGGAUCCAUCGAAAAACAACAAAUGUUACGGUCCGGAUUUAGCGAAUCGCCUUCUUCAUCCAUCUCUUCUGCAACUUCGGAUCGACUUGUGAGAUCACAACAGAACGGAUACGAUAAUCAUCAUCAUCAUGCUGGUCACAAUAACAACAACAAUGCAACAACAACGGAUGCGGAUGCUAUUUUGGAUAGUUAUGGCAUGCAACAUUUGGCGCAAGCAUCUACAUUGGAUCCAGCUACUGAUAGAUUAUCAUCAUCGUAUGCAAAUGGACCAUCACCACGCGAAAGUCGCAGUACACGUACAGACCGUCCCAUGGUCGAGGCGGCCAACAUCGAUUCAUACAUCUUGGAAGGCGAUCAAUACUGGUUUAUUGUAUACGCACGAUUAACGAACGGACGGCAUCGGGUACUAUACCGCUUAUAUGAAGAUUUUUACGAUUUCCAGAUCAGCCUUCUUUCGGAGUAUCCGUUGGAAGCUGGAAAAGCUGAUCGAGAACGGAUAUUACCAUACAUGCCUGGUCCUCUAACUGAUGUGGAUGAAGAAAUUACUGCUGAACGACAGCGAGACCUUGACAAAUACUGUCGCGAAUUGCUAAGCUUGCCUCGAUACUUGGCUGAAAGCCCUAUUGUUCAGAGUCAACUCUUUGGUAUACAUGAAGGUGACAUAGAAACGGACUGUGAUCCUCGAACCGGAACAAAUCAACCUGUGGAAGGAGAAGAAACAACAACAACAACACCAGUACCGGUAGCAAUGGCCUCGACCUCUCCUGCCAUGACACCAACAACGACACACAGCGGGAUGGGUGUCUCUGCUACAUCUGCUAGUGCUGGUGCUGGUGCUGGUACCAGUGCUACAAAAAGCACAGUCAAACUCAAGAUAGUACACAAGGACGAUAUUUUUGCCAUCAAAGUACCGACAGACAUUACAUUGGAUCAAUUGUGUGCCAAAGUACAUGACCGGCUUGGAUUUGAUGUGUCCUUGAGAUACAAGGAUGAGGCAACAGGGGAUAGUCUUCCAUUAGAGGAUGAAUUAGAUAUGGAAGAGGCGUUUGCUUCGGCUAUCAAGUUGGGCAAGUUGACGGUUUAUGCACAGCGAAUAUAGCACGACGAAUGACGAACAAUGACAAGGACAACCUAAAAAAAAGCACUCCUCUAUCUUCCUUCACCUCGUACCAACCCCUCCUCCUGUUCCUUCUUUUUCUUCAUUCACUACCAAUCAAUAGCACCACCCUCAUUUACUAGCCCUCGUACCUCCCCUUCUUUCUUCUUCUUUUCCCAUGUGAAUGACAGACGACGAUAAUACAUGUCUGUGUUUGUUGUCUACCUUUUGUAUGAGAUAGUACAAUUUGUAAACGAAAUCCAUUACUACUAAUUAUAUAAGUAAAUAUAUAUAUAAAUAUAUAUGAUAUAUCAUAUAAACAUAU